Molecule: messenger RNA, 1593 nt
Organism: Fusarium oxysporum Fo47
Lineage: Eukaryota; Fungi; Ascomycota; Sordariomycetes; Hypocreales; Nectriaceae
Product: pyridoxal phosphate-dependent transferase
Exons: 3
Coding region: 69-1427 (452 amino acids)
Biological process (GO): amino acid metabolic process; biosynthetic process
Molecular function (GO): transaminase activity; pyridoxal phosphate binding
Source: RefSeq, a predicted model, not a curated record
AUAAAAUCUCCCUUCGUAAAGCUCUGCAUUAAUUAGUUGCAUACUAUUAAUUACUCAACAACUUCUUUAUGACUUCAGAAGCACUGCAAAGGGCCUCUGAGCCGUCCAAGCGAGCUCUCGCUACAUUGAAAAGUGGCCUUGCCUGGGACUUGAUGCAAAAGGUAAAAGAGCGACCUCGUUACGAUUUACACCUCCGCCCCGACGGAGUCAUCGACCUUUCUGGGGCCCUGAACACACUUAUGGAUGACUGGAUGAAGUCGUACGUCGAACGCUUUCCGCAGACUCUUUCACCGCGCUACGGUGCCAUUCACGGUUCGCAAGCUCUCCUCAAUACUGCGGCCGGCUUCUUCAACGCUUUCUUCCACCCUCAUGGGAGUGCUUUAACCGGCGACCACUUGCUGGCGGCUAACGGAGUCACUUCACUCAUUGAUAUGAUGGCAUGGACUCUUUGCGACCCCGGCGAUGGCAUUGUCUUCUUCACGCCUAAUUUCUACAUGUUAGAUUAUGACGCGAGCGUCCGCUCAGGGGUCACGACUGUGCCGGUUUCAAUAUCGACAAUCUCAGACCCAUUUGAAGCUGAGUGCCUACCGGAGCUCAUGCGCCUGGUGCAAUCUGCUGUUGAUGAAGCCAAGCGAAUACGCCGGGUUAACUGCCGCGUCUUAUUCUUGACCAACCCGGCCAACCCGCAAGGUCGGUGCUAUUCCUUAUUGACGCUGCGUGCCUUAGCUAUAUGGUGCCGCAACAAUGCCAUGCAUCUGGUGGCCGACGAAAUCUACGCUCUAUCGACUUUUGGCACCGAGUCAGACAAGGUGGGAAGUACCUUCUCAUCCGUGUUAAGCAUUCCGUGCGAUGAGGCGACUCAACAGCACAUCCACUGUCUGUACGGAGUGAGCAAGGAUUUCAACAUGGGUGGUCUUCGGAUGGGCUUUCUUGCCACAAAGAACAGCGCAGUUCGUACCGCUGCUUCAAGAGUGGCCUGGUUCACGUGGCUUACGUCCUUCUCGGACACAUUCAUCACGCAAUUCUUGGAACGGCAACAUCUUGUCAAGGACUACAUCUCCGUCUAUCAAACCCGAUUGCGUCAAGCCUACCAGAUUGUCUCGGGUGCGUUACGCAAGCACGCAGUUCCAUUCGCCGCCGCUAACGCUGGGCUCUUCGUCUUCAUCGAUCUCGGGAGGUGGAUCGACUUCUUUCCCCGCCCAAAGCCAGAAUCUAACGUUGGGUCUGUCAGCCGUGAGUUGCAGCUAUGCGAGUGGCUACUAGACCAUGGGGUCUUCCUGAACGCGGGAGAGUUUGCGGGGUCGGAUCGCCCGGGGCAUUUCAGAUUAGUCUUUACCCAUAAUCCGGAAGCAGCCGUGAUUGCGGUAGAGCGGAUUCGUAGCGCCCUCGACAAGCUUGAAGAGGGGGUCGAAUUUCCGAAAGCGUGACGAGAGGCAAGGGCGCUCAGGAUGUACGGGCGCUAGGUAGAUUCGGGUGCACGAGAGCGCACCGUCCCCACUGACAUGGAGACGACACGAAAUGUCGCUUAUAGCUUUACGUACGUUAUCACUUUCCAUUCGAAUCAUCUUUCACAUAGAGUUAAAUAAGACCUCC